Messenger RNA from Beauveria bassiana ARSEF 2860, 507 nucleotides. RefSeq lists its product as uncharacterized. The record is from RefSeq and is a predicted model, not a curated record. Bases 1 to 507 code for a protein of 168 amino acids. The transcript has a single exon. Lineage: Eukaryota; Fungi; Ascomycota; Sordariomycetes; Hypocreales; Cordycipitaceae. Gene Ontology annotation, cellular component: membrane.
AUGCCCUCACUCUCUAGCCUCUUUGGCCUCUCCGCCGCGGGCGGCGGCGACCCCCAGUUCAUGAUUGCCGAGUACCUCAUUGCCAACAUUCUCAUUUCGCACACGCUCUCGUCUACGCGUGGCCUGAAAUGGCUGUGGCGCAUCGACAACCACGUCUCGCCGCGCACCGACCUCGAAAAGUCUGGCCCGCGCGCCGUCCUCGAGGGCAGACUGCAGCAGAGCCAGCUCGACAUGCUGCGGCGCAACGAGUCGGCGCACGCCAACUCGAUGGAGCACUUUCCCGUCUUUGCCACGGCGCUGAUACUCGCCAAGAUGGCGGGCGUUUCGGCGGCAGACAUCAACUACGCCGGGCUGACGUAUACCCUGGCGCGACUCGCUUUCGUGGGCAAUUACAUUCUCAGCAGCACACUGAUUGGAGCGGCUUUGAGGCCGGUGUUUUGGUGGACGGCGCAUGUCGCUUGCUUGAAGCUGAUUUGGAGGGCUGGGAAAAUAUUCAAUGGACUGUGA